AUGACAGCUGUCUAUCAAAGAAGAAACUUUAAAGAGAUCUACAAGAGCUUUGACGAGGCUGUGCAAAGUCACGAAAAGGACUUGCUCAACUUGGCUCCUGAGUAUCGCUUUCCCCCAGGUUGCGAAACUCUAAUCAGUAUUCUGGUCAUCGGUGGCAAAGUAUUCUCCAAAGGAUGCAUCCGCAAAUUUGAUACUCAACAACCAGGAGGCGUCUUGAGCAAGUGUGCUUACAGGUUGCCAGACAAUUUGACGGACGAGAAAAUGGUUCUCGCUUCCAGUGACCUUACCACUGUUGAAGAGACGACUCCCGACACGGUUAAAACUGACAUGGAGCGAAUCAAGCCAAUGGGUUCCAUUCACGUCCUGCUUUUCCAGGCUCAACUGGAACUUGUCGAGCGUGGAAGAACUGGUUCACAAAACGAAGAGGAUACAUGGCUUCUGCCUCGCGCCGCAUUCUCUCGGCCUGUUGCUACUUUCGAUAGUAUCCUGCUUUGCCACGGACUUGGAGGAUAUGUCGGUGCAUAUCAUCUGGAAUAUGAUGGAGUCCGUGUAGCGUAG
Molecule: messenger RNA, 558 nt
Organism: Fusarium sp. VM40
Lineage: Eukaryota; Fungi; Ascomycota; Sordariomycetes; Hypocreales; Nectriaceae
Source: the annotation of a GenBank genome assembly